UCGGACGGUCCUUUCAGCAUGGCCGCCGGCACCGCCGCCGCCUUAUCCUUCUUGAGUCAGGAGAGCCGAGUCCGGGCGGGGGGUGUCGGGGGUCUGCGGGUCCCGGCGCCGGUUGCUAUGGAUAGUUUCUUCUUCGGCUGUGAACUCUCCAGCCACACCCGCUCCUUCACCUUCAAGGUGGAGGAAGAGGACGACACGGAACAUGUGCUGGCGUUGACUAUGCUCUGCCUCACUGAGGGGGCCAAGGAUGAGUGUAACGUGGUGGAAGUUGUGGCCCGGAACCAUGAUCACCAGGAAAUUGCGGUCCCUGUGGCCAAUCUCAAAUUGUCUUGUCAGCCCAUGCUCAGUCUGGACGAUUUCCAGCUUCAACCACCUGUAACCUUCCGCCUCAAGUCGGGCUCUGGCCCAGUGUGCAUCACUGGUCGGCAUCAGAUUGUGACUUUAAGCAAUGAUGUUUCUGAAGAAGAGGAGAGUGAGGAAGAAGAGAGUGACGAGGAGGAAGCUAAUUUACGCCCCAUCCUUGCUGCCAAAAAGUACAGGGGCAGGCCCUAGCCCUCUUUGCUCAGGUAGCUGCCUGCUAUGCACCAUGUUCCUGGAAAAGUUUCAAGAAUUUUCAAAGUUUCUUCUCUGUUGAAGAGGAGAGUCUGGGGAAGGGGUUGUGGGGUGGGAGGGAAUUGGGCUGGUGGUGCUGGAAGAGAAGGGUGCAUUCUCUUGAGGGGCCCUUUUGUUGUCCUACACCCUGCCUGGGUCUUCCCCUUUCGGUAAGGGUUGGGAGGAUCUCUUCACUCCUAUCCUGACCUGCUUCUUGUCACCUGCUCACAAGAAAGGACUGUAAGUGUCUGGAGCUGGGAAUGCUUAAUGUAGAGGGAGCCCUUGACUAGCACGUGUCAUGUGUGAUACUCUAGAUUCAGUUCCCAGCGCCGUGCCAAAAAAACAAGUAUCUGAAGUUCAGAACAACACUUUUUUUUAUACUUUUACACUUUUUACAUUUCUAGAUAAAGGUUUAAAUGAAUAAAA
Molecule: messenger RNA, 1017 nt
Organism: Jaculus jaculus (lesser Egyptian jerboa)
Lineage: Eukaryota; Metazoa; Chordata; Mammalia; Rodentia; Dipodidae
Gene: Npm3
Product: nucleophosmin/nucleoplasmin 3
Exons: 6
Coding region: 19-552 (177 amino acids)
Biological process (GO): chromatin remodeling
Cellular component (GO): cytoplasm; nucleoplasm; nucleolus
Molecular function (GO): RNA binding; chromatin binding; histone binding
Source: RefSeq, a predicted model, not a curated record